AUGGCCGCCAACAUCAAGACCGUUCCUACCGCCGAGUUCGAUGCCGUCAUCCAGACAGCUAACAAAUACACUGAGGGUCUGCGCUCAGGUAGUUCUGAUGCCGUCGCCCAGGCAUUCCACAAAGACGCCGUUAUGUACGGUUUUAUCAACCCUCCUAAGCCCGAUAUGCUAGCUGGACCCAUUGGCAACCUCUACACCUUUGUUCGUGACAAUGGAAGCGCCCCCAACAUCAAGACUCGCAAUGAUGUACUUGCAAUCACUCAAACCACCGCCGUCGUCCGCAUUGACAUGGAAAGUGACGCCUCGGGUGCCGACUACACCGACUUCCUCACUCUCAUUAAGAUCGAUGGUCAAUGGCAGGUUAUCGCAAAGGUCUUCCACAAGUACGCAUGA
Molecule: messenger RNA, 393 nt
Organism: Penicillium expansum
Lineage: Eukaryota; Fungi; Ascomycota; Eurotiomycetes; Eurotiales; Aspergillaceae
Exons: 1
Coding region: 1-393 (130 amino acids)
Source: RefSeq, a predicted model, not a curated record